This is a messenger RNA of Chaetomium fimeti, 2394 nucleotides long. Its product is annotated as pectate lyase superfamily protein-domain-containing protein. Gene Ontology annotation, molecular function: polygalacturonase activity. Lineage: Eukaryota; Fungi; Ascomycota; Sordariomycetes; Sordariales; Chaetomiaceae. The record is from RefSeq and is a predicted model, not a curated record. Bases 1 to 2394 code for a protein of 797 amino acids. The transcript is spliced from 4 exons.
AUGAAGUUGGCUUUUGCGCUUCUGUUGACCGUGGCGCCGGCCGUGUGGGCCGCCUACUGGAUGGAAGACAUCGGCCGCCAGGGCAUCACGCCGUUUGCCUCGGCACAAGACUACAAAAUCUUCCGGAACGUGAAGACUCUGGGGGCUAAGGGAGACGGAGUGACCGACGACACGGCGAUCAUCAAUCGCGCAAUCAGCGAUGGCAACCGCUGCGGCGGCCCUGGCUGCGUCGGCUCAACCACCACACCGGCCACUGUUUACUUCCCGCCCGGAGUUUACCUCAUCACUGCCCCAAUCACCAGCUUCUACUACACCCAGAUCAUUGGUGACCCUACCAACAUGCCCGUCAUCAAGGCUGCCUCGAACUUUCCGACCGAGGCAAUUGCCAUGCUUGAUGCCGACCCUUACAUGGACAGUGGCAAGCUCAACUUCCAGGCAACAAACGUGUUUUUCCGCCAGGUCCGCAACCUGAUAUUUGACACGAGAGAUGUUCGUGGGACAAUGACGGGCAUUCACUGGCCAUCCUCCCAGGCAACCAUGAUCCAGAACUGUGUCUUUGAACUCUCUUCUGAAGAAAACGACAAUCACGUCGGCAUCUUUAUGGAAGAGGGUAGCGGUGGCAUGAUGACCGACCUGGUUUUCCGCGGCGGCAAAUACGGUGCUCGGUUCGGGAACCAGCAGUACACGAUGCGCAACCUCAGCUUUUACGGCUCGGAUACAGCUAUCGACCAGAUAUGGAACUGGGGAUGGACGUACAAGUCGCUUAAGAUUGUCAAUUCCCGCGUUGGCAUCAACAUGUCUUCUUCUGAUGUCGGCUCGGUCACCCUCUUCGACAGCUCGUUCGUCAACGUCAACACGGCGUUGAUCACUGGUCGGACUCCCGGAAACACAACAGGCCUCGGCUCAUUAGUGAUCCAGAAUGUCGCGUAUGAAAAUGUCCCGACUGUUUUGGCAGGGGCAGACGGGGAUCCUCUGCUCUUGGGUGACCCAAAUGGGACCGUCUACGACUGGGGCUACGCGAGGGGAAAUUCAUAUGCUCCACACGGGCCCUCCCUGCUCGAGGGGCGGGAGUUUACCUUUUCUCAACCUUCGACUCUGAAGCUCGGAGACCGCUACUACGAGAGAUCGAAGCCGCACUAUGAGAACUACCCCGCUGCCCACUUUGUCAAAGCACGAGACCAUCAUGCCGUUGGCGACGGGCACGUCGAUGACACGGAAAUGGUCCAGGCAACUAUCCAGGCUGCGGUGAAUUCUUCAUACAUCGCCUUCUUGGAUGCCGGAUACUACAAGGUCACCGACACCAUCUUCAUCCCACCAAAUACCCGUGUUAUGGGCGAAGGCCUCGCUACCGUCAUCAUGGGAUCCGGUGAGAAGUUCUCAGACCCGAAUAAUCCCCGUCCCGUAAUUCGGGUCGGAAACCCCGGUGAUGUCGGGUUUGUCGAGAUGAGCGACCUCAUCGUAUCGACCCAAGGGCCCACUGCAGGGGCCGUCAUGAUCGAAUACAAUCUCAACACGCCGGCUGCAGAGAACACGUGCAGCCCGGGAAGCCCGCCCUCGGGGAUGUGGGAUGUCCACAUCCGUGUUGGUGGCUUCACCGGAUCGCAGCUUCAAGUGGCCGACUGUCCCACCACGCCAGACGAGGCCAACUACGUCAACCCGUCGUGCAUUGCUGGCUACAUGGGGAUGCACAUCACUCCUAGCGCUAGGAAUCUAUACAUGGAGAACAACUGGAUUUGGGUGGCAGACCACGACAUCGACGACUGGAACUCGACCCAGAUAAGCGUUUUCGUGCCUCGCGGAAUGCUGAUCGAAGGGGACCGCAUUUGGGCGGUCGGAAGCUCUGUUGAGCAUUUCGCCAUGUACCAAUACCAGCUGUUGAACGCCUCAGACGUCUGGAUGGGCCAGAUUCAAACCGAGACACCGUACUAUCAGCCCAACCCACCGGCUCCAUACCCUUUUACCCAGUUGAAUGCCGACAUUCGCGACCCCGACUUUACCGCCGACUGCCAAAGCAACGAGGCCAAUGGCUCUCUGGGCUUGGAAGGAAACCCGCCCUGUGCAAUGGCAUGGGGUCUGCGCAUCAUCGGCUCGAGGAACGUGGUUGUUUUCGGCGCGGGCUUGUACAGCUUUUUCAACAAUUACAACACGAGUUGCAGCACCGUUGAGGCGGGUGAGAACUGCCAGGCGCGCAUCUUCUCGGUCGGGCCAGACACGGUGGGAGGUGGGAGUGAUACCGAUGAAGCGGACCUGUUGACGGUGGAGCUGUAUAACCUGAACACUGUCGGCAGUGUGAGCAUGAUUACUCGGCAAGGGUUGGAUAUGGCGACGUGGGAUCAGAAUAGGGCAACAUUUGCGAGCACUCUGGCCGUUUUCCGGUCGGAGGGUCAAGUGUGA